GCGGAUGAGGAGUUUCCUCAUUCCUAAUAUGCGUAAGCAUAACAUGGAACUGAGCUCGUGCGCGCAGUUCUGCGGAAAGCCCCGCGCGGCUGCUAUUUCUCUUGAACUACAGAUGUUGCGCUCUGCCGUUCAUCAUUGUGAUCUGGAACUGAAUGUUUGAGCUUCAGUUAGUUCGUCUAACAGGUUGGUUGACACACACACACCUGCACGCGCACAGCUGGAAUUGCUGAGAAGCAGACACUUCUUAUCUGAGCUGCUGCGUUUGCAUGUUCCAGUUUGGUGGAAGAGGGCUGGCUCUAAAGGACUUCCUGGUCAGACAGGACAGUUUGUUUCUUAAGUCACGCAGCUGGUCUUGUGCUAUUUGGAGGAACAUCUGCAGUCAAGAGACGCUCGUUUGAUCUGCUCAGACCAGGUCUUCACUGGUCCAGAACCUGACUUGAUCCGAUUGAUUCCCUGCUGUGGCUUGGUUUGAAGAGCAGUUUUUGUGGAGACGCUCUAUCAGGAUGGCAGCGGUGCCGGGGGGCCUGAAGCAGUGCCGGCAGGCCCAGGAGCAGCUAGACAGCGCCAUCAGCAGUGUACUGAGAGCUGAGCAGCAGCUCAGGGAGAAUGCCAGAGAGGUUCGUUCUGAGCUGCAAAACUGCGUGAGCCGCCAGCAAGAGGCUCUGCGGUGCAGGGAGGUGUGGCUACUGGGUCAGAUUGAGCUGCUGGAGCAAGUUAAGUCAGAGACUUUGCAACAUCAGCUGCAGCAGCUGCAUCGGCUCAGAGGGCAGUUCGACGUGAUCUCCCUGCAGCUGGAGAGUAGCUCCAGCAUCGAGCUGAGCAAGCAGCUGAGCACCUGCAUGGAGCGGUUUUCCUCCCUGAGCCUGACUCCAGAAGAAACGCCCGAGAUGAGUUUCCACGCGGACACACGUUCCCUGAGGCAAGCCAUCACCUCAUUCGGCAGCAUCACUGCACAGGUGGAGGAGACUGGGUCACAUCAGAGCGCUGUCCUCCAUGGAGCUCCAGUGCAGCUUUGUCCCCCCCCUACCAGUCAGCAGACAGAGCUGGCGACUUUGAGCAAGUGGCUGCAAGGAGCCACUCCAUCCAGCAGCAGCAGCUCUCUUCCUGGGUACCAGCCGAGCAGCAACCUUCAGGAUUGGUUGCAAACCGGCCAGGACUCAAAGACUUCCUCUCCUGUCCUGGUUCAUGCAGACUUCCUCCACGCCUGGGGUCAGUUGCUGGACCUGGAGGCAUGGCUCCUGCAGGACCAGAACUGGGUCAGUCGGGAAAGAACCACCAGCAGCAGCAGCAGCUCCACUUUCUCCAUCGAGAAAAUUGACGAAUCCGAGUUCAAUGUGCCUGAGGAGGAGGGGGACCUGGACGACUGGCUUGUCACCCCGCCUCUCGCUGCCACAGAUGGGCUGUCAGAUGCAGAGCGGUGGCGUAGCGUCCUCCGCCCCUUCCAAGACAGCUGGGUGUCCAGCGAGUGGCUGGUUGAGGCCAGCCCCUCCACUCCCAACUGCACCUCUUGCUGUCAGAGCAGCAGUGCUGUGGAGAUCGAGAACCUGGGCCAGCUUAAGUGCCUUAAGAGCCCUCCUGCAGUCGGACCUACUCCAGCCAUCUCGGCACCCCCCGUCCCCACAGUAGAGGCGUGGCUACAGCAGGUUGCACCGCUGCAGCAAACCUGCAGGGCCAACGAGCCGUGUUCCUCCUACUCAGAGUGUGUAUGUGAAGAUAACUGUGGGAAGGAGGCACUGAGCCGCUGGCUGCUGAAGCAGGAAGGGCGGGACAAGAACGGCGUCCUGCUAUCAAAGAACAGCUCCGCCCCCCAGCAGCACAAGGAGCACGAACAUAAGGUUCAGGCUAUUUUGGAAGCGUGGCUCCACCCUAGCACCGGCAAAGCUCCGCCUGGCUCGUCUCCAUUCCAGUUCCCUCUGAAUCCAGAGCUCUGGGUUCUUCCUAAGGCCCCGGGCUCCGAAGUUGCUCCUCAUCCAGUGGAAGACCUCGAGGACAAGUGGCUGCUGAGGAAGAGGAGUCAAGCCCAGGAGUGCCUGGUACUGCCCGCUGUUUGUGACUUGUUCUCCUGCAUGAAAAUGGGUGGAGACAAAGAGAAGUGGCUGCAGAAAGCUGCCAUGCAGAUGUGACGAUGACUACGAGGGGGCUGCUUUUCUCCUCUUCGACAGUCGCAUUCGCUGAUAAUCGCACAUAAUUACACCACCGCCUUCUUCCUGACACUUCCAUGCUGAAGCUCUGCUCUUCCAGUCUGAAAAGAUCAAAGUGUGAGGAUCUUCUUCAUCCUAGCUGACCCCACGGUCUACUAAAAAGAACCAGGAGUGGAGUUAAAUCUCUGUGGGUGGAGCUAGGUUUAUUGAGUGGAACAUUGUAGUUUCUUUAUAGCUAUAACUUUAAUUCUUUUAUUGAAAUUAUCCAAAUAUCCCUUUCUGUUUCUUUCUGAUGCUGUCGCUGCUUGCUGUUCAUACCUGACAGGUGUGCAGAUUCUGCUUUUGCAGAACGCCGUCUGACCAGUUCCUGGUUCUUUUGGGAACAAUGCUGUAGCAUGUAGACCUAUGAAGUGGUGUGUUCUCAGCAACAAUAAAACAUUUUGACAGCAUCAGUGUACCUGUGACAUCACUGGGAUUUAAAACUUGAUUUUUUUUUGUGCGGGGUCUCUACAUGUUGUGCCUCCAUGUUUUUCGUGUCCUUGUUCCACAGUCUGUGUUCAUGUGGUUGAAGGAAUAAACGACUGGACGCGUUCAA
Oryzias latipes (Japanese medaka) is the source of this 2736-nucleotide messenger RNA. It is a transcript of the gene ncoa4, whose product is annotated as nuclear receptor coactivator 4. The record is from RefSeq and is a predicted model, not a curated record. Gene Ontology annotation, molecular function: transcription coactivator activity. Gene Ontology annotation, biological process: response to hormone; intracellular iron ion homeostasis. Lineage: Eukaryota; Metazoa; Chordata; Actinopteri; Beloniformes; Adrianichthyidae.